This is a messenger RNA of Ictalurus furcatus (blue catfish), 6027 nucleotides long. RefSeq names its product tetraspanin 9a (gene tspan9a). The transcript has 9 exons. Gene Ontology annotation, cellular component: membrane. Lineage: Eukaryota; Metazoa; Chordata; Actinopteri; Siluriformes; Ictaluridae. The record is from RefSeq and is a predicted model, not a curated record. Bases 1792 to 2538 code for a protein of 248 amino acids.
UGAUGUGACACUACCGCAGGUGGCCCUCCACCACCACGGUGGCAAACUACCACUGUGGUGUGGUUGUCAUGGCCACCAUCACAGCCGUAAUCGCUUAAUGAUUUCAUUUAAAUUGGUUAUGUGUUAUAAUUCUGAUAUCAGAGCUCCCUCAUUCUCUCCAAAAAGUCUGACAUUAACAGCUGUAAUUGCAUUUAAACCUGAGUGGCUGCUUUCUCUAGGCUUAAAAACUCCCCACAAAAUCAAGAGUGCUGGUGUGUGAGGAAGCCUUUUUCAGACAAUGGAAAGUGCCUGGAUUAGGGCAGAUUAAGUAAAGGGGAUACACUACCAACUGGCCAACAGUUCACUAAUUUAAUAUACACAGAAAUGCCAUAUUGUCAUAUUGGCUGACUUCUGGAUUUAUGACUGAAAGCAACUGAAGUAAUCAUGUUUAGAAGGCCAUGUCUCCUUUCUUUAUUUUUUCCUUCACUUUAUGUCACUGUGUUGUAUGAUUGUGUGUAUGCUGACUCAGAGAGAAAGAGAGAGAAGCCAGGACCUGCUUUGUGGUUGAGCUGUAAUUGAAGCAUAGCAGGCAGUACUGUGGUUCAGCGCGGGUCUGUGUGAUGGGCAUGGGAAUACUUAACAGCCCUUAAGAAAAGAACCAAAAAAAAAAAGACAUGAAGUUCAGAACUUCACCAACACAGAGUUGAGCAGCAGCUGCAGCCUGGACCUGCUUCCUGUCCAUUCAUGUAGCAUGAGUUCAUGGUGUGGCACCUCAGCGUGCACUCCUCUGGUUUGGCCAUUACAGUCCAUUAGAGUACACUGUACAUUACAUUGGGCAAUUUAACCACAGAGAAAGUAGUGAGCAAAUGUAUCCCAAAUGUCCGAGUAACAGCACUAAGCAUUAAAACCAUACCUUAUGUUAAAUGCUGCUGCAUAUCCACCCCUUACCCCUUCACCUCUACCUACAGCCAUUGGCACUAAUGUUGUAGAGAAGAGAAUUUACUGGUGCCUAUUGGGUUUUUGUAUUUCCGCAGCAUGAAUGUUAUUUGCAUUCAACACUUAAUAGUGUGAUUAAGCUUGUAUUUGAGCAUGAAGCUUUCUCCAGAAGGGAAGGGCUGAUCUCAGAUCAGUGGUGCAGUAAAUCCGGCUGAUAUAAAGGCAUGUGCUUUGGCUAUUGUUCAGUUUAUUGCAUACAAACAGUGGUGGUAAAAGUACCAAAAUCUUUAAUCAAGUAAAAGUGAAACUGCAUUUCUAAAUAAAUACUCAGGUAAAUGUUAGAGUACAAUGUCAAAUUCUUCACUCAAGUUAACAUAGAAAGUAUAAACUUAUUUAAGUAUAAAACUAAAAGGAGAAGAAAGAUUCACAAAAGAAGGAAAAAAUGUCUGCCUCAGAUGACACUGAUUUUAAUUACUGAUGGUAAAUUCAGCUUAUUUCACAAAUGAACCAAGUAAUGUGAAUCUCAGAAUUGUUAGCUGGUAUGAUAACUCAGACCAUACAAACUAAAUUAAAGCUAAUAGCUAUCUGUCACAACACAAACUGGCUCAAUAAAUACAAACUUACUUAAAAUGAGAAUUCAGCAGGAGAAUAAGGCCAAUAUCUAAACAUACAUUUUGAUCAGAUUUCUUCAUAUUUUUCAUAUGAAGGUUAACUUUUUUUUUUUUUUUUUUAAUAAAUGCCUGUUUAUUAAAAAUGUAUUUUUAAACACUUUCCCUUUUCAACAGGGCUGACCAUCACAUCUACCUCCACAUUGAAUCUGAAAACUACUGCGAAAUUGCAAUUACACAAAAUUGUUUUGCAUGGUCUGUCGAAGUGAUGUUUGCUGAAUUCAAGAAGUGCAACAUGGCUAGCGGCUUCCUGUGCUGCUUGAAGUAUAUGAUGUUCCUCUUCAACCUCAUCUUCUGGUUGUGUGGCUGUGGACUGCUGGGCGUAGGGAUCUGGUUGGCAGUCUCUCAGGGCAGCUUUGCCACCUUCUCACCCUCCUUCCCCUCCCUCUCCGCUGCCAACCUUGUCAUCGCUAUAGGCGCCAUCGUCAUGGUGACCGGCUUCCUUGGUUGUCUGGGUGCCAUCAAGGAAAACAAGUGCCUGCUCCUCAGUUUCUUCAUUGUCUUGCUGAUUAUUUUGCUGGCCGAGCUGAUUUUGCUCAUCCUCUUCUUCACAUUCUCCGACAAGGUCAGUGAGAAUGCCAAGCAGGAUCUGAAAGACGGCCUGUCUCUGUACUACUCAGAAAACAACGUUGGUCUGAAGAACGCCUGGAAUAUCAUCCAAGCUGAGUGGAAGUGCUGUGGUGUGACUGGGUUUACAGACUGGCACGAGGCUCUGAAAGAGAAGGUGGUACCUGACCGCUGCUGCCAAGAACACUAUCAGGACUGCGGCCGCAACGUCACCAACGAGUUCUGGAAGCGGGGUUGCUUUGAGAAAGUGGAGGAGUGGCUGGAUGAUAACAAGCACCUGCUCGGCACUAUUGCCAUGUGUUUCUUGGUCGUCCAGCUCCUGGGUAUGGCCUUUUCCAUGACAUUGUUUCAUCAGAUCCACAGAACAGGGAAGAAGUACAAUGCCUAGCCAGACUCCAGUACAGACAGAGGCUUAUGGGACUGAUUCUGGAAGAAACGCUCCUUUACAUCCCCUACAACUUCUAACCUUAUCUCCUGUUCUACCCAAACUACUCUGUACAGACAUCAGCCAUGCGUCCCUUUUCUUCUUCUUUCUCUUCUCUCUCCUGACACCACUCAUCUGCCAAAGAGAAAGAGAGACAGAGAGGAAGGAGUUCAAACUCUUUGGCCAAGAAGCCCCAUACUGGCUGUUUCCCUUUCCCUACUCCUUUAGAACCUUUUUUUGUAUGCUUGGACUAACUAACAAUUGCAGGAAAGAGAAUAUCAUGACAACAAUAAACUGCAUUGCUCUACUAAUGUAUAAUUCCCAUCCUGCAAGGAAAGGAGAAGAUAUAGAAGACUAACCAUGCCAUUUUUUGGGUGGUGUGCUUUUUAAAUUAAAGUUAUUCACAUGUUCAAAUUCCCUCGACAAUGAAAAUGACAAAAGGUUCCAUCACUGUCAUUUCAAUGGACGAUUAUUUCUUUUUUUCUCUCUCUCUCUUUUUGUAUCCCAGUCUUUUAAUUAUUGUCGUUAUGCAUCAGAGGAGGGAAAUGUUUCCUGAGUUAGCUGAGUAGGACUCAGGUGGUCAGAGAUGGCCUUGUGUGUUUUAAUUACUCCUAAGCACCGAUUUAUACUGAAUGAUUAGAAAAGGAUGCAAGUAAGUUGGAAAAUUCAAGUGUGGAUUGAGCGUUACAUCAGGAUGUGAGACAACUGUGGAUGUUUCUCCUUUUUUCCCCUAUGCUGACAUACACUGAUACACAGUCAUAAUGCCUUGUCUAAAUUCAGAAAAACACCAACGUGUUUAAUAAUAAUAUUUAACGUUUUAGAACCAGUGCUGUACAGUUUGUUUUUUUUUCUAGUUGUAAUAGUAGUCAAAAAUCGCACAUAACAAGUGAAAGUUGAUUCAUCUUUCACACGUUAACUCCACAUUCAGAGUGAUGAAAAUCAUGCAAAGAGGCAUGUUAACUGAAGCUAAGAAAGCAGCCUCCCUGCACCAUUGAUCAUAGGAGGACAAGGGUCAUUCAUUCUUUCUGUUUCUGUAUACCUGAGCUCGUCAUCCAAUGUUUUCCCUCAUUCUCAUCAUCUAAUCGUCCCCCCCAUCAAUGUCAAGGCUAGGAUGUGCCACAAAGGUUAUAGUAGUUUCUAUUUUAACUGACAUUCCUGUUGGUUUUGUAUUCAUACCUUUAGUUUAGAUACCGCUCUAGCAACUAAAUCUGUUCUGUCAUCUCUACCUGCUUCUCCUUAAAGGAGAGUUAAAGAUCAAAGACAGCGCUUUUAGCUUAAGGUUUUGGAGGGUUUAAUUGCUGUUCAGCAAAGCAUCAAUUAUUUUGUCCAGACUGCAAUUGUUGUCUGAGAUUCUGGCAAGAAAAGGGUUGUCAGCCAUCUCUUAUCCAGCCGAGGACUCAGAGAACAUGCCCAUCUCCUAAAGUGUCCAAACUUAGAAAUAGUGCAGGUUGUGCUGAAAUCACCACCACUCAUUUAAUCGGGCAUCAGACGAGACACAGAACUGCUGUUUACUAUAGUUUGGGAAAAUUGGUUUUAUACAAUCAGGGACCAGAGGUGGUCAGCAGUUCAGAUCUUCAUCCUAGAUAUGCAGAAAAAUGGACAAAAUUUGUAUUCUGCUUGGGAUGAGUAUGGAACCGCUGUCACUAUGCACUGCUGCUAUGUGAGAUGUUGUUUGAGGUUCUUAAGAGGAUAAGAACGUGAGGAGAAAGAUUAACUAUUGCUAAGAAACAGUGCAGACUCCAACACAAUAAUUCCUGCUUGCUCACACCUGGUGGAUAUCCAGAUUGGGAUUGGCAUGGAGCUGAAAUCACUGCAGAUGUAAACCUGCACUAACAGAGGCAAAGGCAAACAUUAACACGCUGUGUCACAAGGUUCCUUUAGCCUCAAGUCACAGUUUUAUAAGAAACAUAAGUUACUUGGAAUUUGUGUGUUUUUAUGCUUCAUAAUAAAAACUGAACUGUUAACAUGCUCAGUCUUUUACAUGGUGGAUUGCUGUUGUCCCCUGAUGUUGGUUUGUGAAGGAGUUAGGAAUAUAAAUCAGCUCUUACUGUAAUUGUACCUCCACAAUAGUGGAUGUUAUCAUAAACACAAAUUAGACUGCAGACCUGCAGUCAGAUUAUUGAAGUCACUUGUAAUGAGGUAUGACAUGAUCAUGGGAAAAGUAAACAUUGUUGUCACAAGAGGUUUGAAUUUUCUAAAUCUUGAAUUUUAAACGAUUAAAUUUAUCCUUUACUGCCAUCCCACUCUCAGUGUUUUUCCUGCAUAUAAUCUCAGUUAUAACUAUGGAAUACAAUGCAUGUGUUUAAUGACAUGAUGUUGCUUAUCUUUAUCUUUGGUUUGCUUUAAAGUAUCAGAAAAGCUUUCUGCAAUAUCUAACUGCACAAGGGGAAACAAAAUGCGUUACUUUAAUGCAAGGGUUAUCUCAUGUUUUGCAUUCAUGCAUUUGUUUGUAUAUUGGUUGUCAUUUUUGUCUGUUUUUAUUCCAUAUACCGUUUCAUUAUUUUGUUCUGUCCUAUAUUAGUUUUCUUUUAAAUCCGAGUUCAGAAAUAUGUGAAGACGAUUGGCAUAAUUUUAAUUUCGAAAAGGCGCCUAUUCAGUUGCCUUAAUGUCAGGUCUGUAGAAUGAAUUUCUAUCGGGUUUUCACUUUGGGGCAUACUUAUGAUGGGCUAAUCCUUGCUGCGCAUACAAAAAGUGUUGAAAAGUUCUGCAAGUUUUGACAUUUAUGAGUGUACAAUAUGAUUUGAAGCCAAUAUACCCAUUAUAAUAUUUUCCAGACGAUGUCUCUACUGAGCUGUUCUUCACACUGUGCUAAGCUCAAUAUGUAGUUAAUUCAUCAUCUGAUAUCAUUCUGAUUAUUACUAGCCUAACACAGAGACAUACUACACAAAGAGUUUGGCUUUUCUGAUUGUACAUUUUGCUGAAUCAUUUUCGCAAAUGCCAUUGAAUCUAAUUUUAUCUCCAUUUCUCUGUUGUUUGACUUCUAUUAGCUUUUUUUUAACUUGUCAUUUUGAGAGCAUUAGGUAAAUGUUUUGUUCAUGUUGCUGUUUAUAUUCAUAUGUGCAAGAAGCAUUAUAUCAACAGUUCUAAAUAAUCCUUAUAUAACUUAUCCACAUGUUCCACUCUUUCUUUGAAGCACUGCCAGUAAAUGACUAAUUUGGUUAGAAAUAAGAGAUUUGGACAACUCAUUUCUGCCAUUUGGACAACUCAUUUCUAUAUUUUUGUAUUAAUGUCCCGACCCAGUGCUAGGCUAUGUAUCAGAGUUGAAGUUUAAGCUCCUGAGUGAGGUGUUUAAUGUCAUGGUGUCUUGGCACAUCUAAUUUCAUGCCAACCCAAUUUUGUCCUGUGGAGUUUUUGCUACAUGUAAAGCACUAUAGUUAUCUAUGUUAGGUGGUGCACUAAAUGUCAUUCUUUAAAUCUUAGUAUUUUUUAAAUAAAGGAGAGUGUGUCGCAAAA